AACGAAGUUGAGCUUUUUGUCGUAUGACAAAAGUUGUGUCUCUUACGUUGCGCCACUAAAAAGUGAGAGUUCGCCCACGCAACUGCAGUGUGCCAUUAGCUGUGGUGGCACUGUCGUUGCGUGUGUGAUCUCGGCUAUAAGACACGCGGUGUCAAAUGCUGUGACGUCCGCGCCAUGGUCUGUCUUUGUCGCUCCCCCCAGCGAGAUAUCUCCGAUUGAUGGAUCCGACCUGAUCUACAAGGCAGCGCAUUUGGAAGUACAAGUGCAGAGAUCAUUAAUUUGUAGAAUUGAGAAUUGCGUAGAAUAGAAUCUUUGCUGACAUUUGUUAGCGGGAAUAUGAAUCAAUGUUUAUGAAAUAGUCUAGAAGGUAUAAGACUGGUGGGGAAACAGCUGUCGUAAUGGCGGAAGAUGGCGACCAGGUUCCGGCUAUUACUGUUAAGGAGCCUCUGGAUCUAGUUCGCCUAAGCUUGGAUGAAAGAAUUUAUGUCAAGAUGAGGAAUGAACGAGAGCUUAGAGGAAGGCUUCAUGCUUAUGAUCAGCACCUCAAUAUGGUACUGGGUGAAGCGGAAGAAACUGUAACCACUGUGGAAAUUGAUGAAGAAACAUAUGAAGAAGUUUAUAAGACAACAAAGCGGAACAUUCCUAUGUUGUUUGUUAGAGGUGAUGGUGUAAUUCUUGUAUCCCCUUUGAUAAGAUCAGGUUAAACAUUUGCAUUUGCCUUGUAUCGUGUUUGAGCAAAUGAUAUGCCAUAAACCUUAUUGCCAAAAUAAAAAGAUCGUAUUGUUGUUACUGGAGUAAAUUUCUAAUGUAUUUCAGUUCUCUGCAUGGAUAUUCCAAAGACAUAAAUAUGUAUCAUGAAAAUUUCACACUGUCAAACUAUUGUAGUAAUAUUUUCUUUGUUACAGUGUAAUUUGGAAGUAUCUACCUGAAAAAGCAGAUAAUAAAUAAAUUUUGUGUUGUAUGAUUGCACUUUUGCAAAAUA
Molecule: messenger RNA, 982 nt
Organism: Schistocerca gregaria
Lineage: Eukaryota; Metazoa; Arthropoda; Insecta; Orthoptera; Acrididae
Gene: LSm3
Product: U6 snRNA-associated Sm-like protein LSm3
Exons: 3
Coding region: 399-704 (101 amino acids)
Biological process (GO): P-body assembly; mRNA splicing, via spliceosome
Cellular component (GO): U4/U6 x U5 tri-snRNP complex; Lsm1-7-Pat1 complex; P-body
Molecular function (GO): RNA binding
Source: RefSeq, a predicted model, not a curated record